ACAUUUUGGCCAAAUCCGGGAACCGUAGAGAGUGCUGAAGCCAAAGCGCUGAUUGGUCCGAGGAGCGGCCCAUCAUCACUUGAUCGAGAAACCGCCCGGAAAGCUAGAGAACGUGAGCCGACAGUGUGCGGCUUCUCAUUCUGUCAAAAUGAGUCUACGGAAACAAACCCCAAGUGAUUUCUUGAAACAAAUAAUAGGAAGACCAGUUGUUGUGAAAUUAAAUUCUGGAGUUGAUUAUAGAGGUGUUCUGGCUUGUCUGGAUGGGUACAUGAACAUAGCUUUGGAACAAACAGAAGAAUAUGUAAAUGGGCAACUGAAGAAUAAAUACGGGGAUGCAUUUAUCAGAGGAAACAAUGUUUUGUAUAUAAGUACACAGAAGAGGAGAAUGUGAAUAUACCUGAAGGUGGAAAAUUUUGAAUUGCAACUUUUGUUUCUUAACCAAGUUUUAUUUGUUGUUGGUGAUUCGUAAUGAUGUUUUGUUGCCUUUUGCUGUAAAGCUACAUACCCUGUAUGAAAGUCUGGACCAUUUUUUAAUAUGUGUAUUAACAAAAUAGAAUGUUUUCUGACAAAUGCUUUGGAACACUUUAUGUUACAGUUGAAUUAAACAAAAAUGGAAAAGAA
Molecule: messenger RNA, 621 nt
Organism: Heteronotia binoei (common prickly gecko)
Lineage: Eukaryota; Metazoa; Chordata; Lepidosauria; Squamata; Gekkonidae
Gene: LSM6
Product: LSM6 homolog, U6 small nuclear RNA and mRNA degradation associated
Exons: 4
Coding region: 149-391 (80 amino acids)
Biological process (GO): maturation of SSU-rRNA; mRNA splicing, via spliceosome
Cellular component (GO): P-body; nucleolus; U4/U6 x U5 tri-snRNP complex
Molecular function (GO): RNA binding
Source: RefSeq, a predicted model, not a curated record